This is a messenger RNA of Cryptomeria japonica (Japanese cedar), 1921 nucleotides long. Its product is annotated as protein ACCELERATED CELL DEATH 6. The transcript has 4 exons. The record is from RefSeq and is a predicted model, not a curated record. NCBI's taxonomy places the organism in Eukaryota, Viridiplantae, Streptophyta, Pinopsida, Cupressales, Cupressaceae. Gene Ontology annotation, cellular component: plasma membrane. Gene Ontology annotation, molecular function: protein phosphatase regulator activity; protein phosphatase 1 binding. The coding region runs from base 570 to 1763 and encodes 397 amino acids.
AUUCAUGAUUGUAAGCAAAUAGGAGAAAAGAAAAGAAAAUGAGGAAGGAGCUCUUCCUUGCUCUGGAGAAUGACAAUCUUGGGGAGAUUCAAUACUUAUAUGGGCAGGACUCACGUGUUAUCAACGAACUUACUUUCCAUGGAGAGAAUGUGUUGCAUAUUGCAGCAAGGGAAGGCCUCAAAAAUAUUGUUGACUGGAUUCAUAAUGAUGGAUCCUUGGAAUCCUCUUUGGCUAAGGUUCAGAAUGAUGAUCUCAAUGCGCCACUGCACGAAGCCGCAAGAAAUGGUCAUGCAGAUGUAGUCGAAAGUCUCCUUCAACGCUGCUGGAGUUGUGCCUCUCAGCGUAAUAAGUUUGGAGAGACGCCUCUAGCAAUAGCUUGUAAGUAUGGCCACAACGACACAGUUAAGAAAUUGUUGAGAGAAUAUAGUCGUGGGACUGUAACCCAGGAAACUUAGGAGCAAGGUGCAACCUCUACAAUCGAAACUCAUCAAUCUACUAGCCAAACAACUUACAAGGAUGGUGUAUUGCAUGCAGCCGUGCAGAGAGAAUGUCUUGAGAUUGUAGAAGAAAUGCUAAAGCAUAGUGUUUGGCAAGACUUAAUGAUAGAGCAGGAUAAGUUUGGAAGGUGUGCAAUUCAUGUGGCAGCCAUUAAUGGCCGUUGGGACAUAAUCGAAAAAUUUAUAUCCAUAAGGCCAGACUGUGUGCAAAUCCGUAGUUCAGAUCACAAAUCUGUUCUACAUUUUGCUGUCGAAUGCAAUCCAUAUGAGGUAGUGAAGUUGCUUCUAAAAGACAAAAGUGAUUCAAAAAUAGCGGAAAUGGUGAGUCGUGAUCAUGACAAUUUACAGAAUACAGCAUUACAUAUGGCAACAAAAAAUCGAGUGGAUCUCCAGCUACUGGAUCUUCUCCUCUCAUCUCCAGUUGUAGAUGUGAAUGCCCGUAACAUUGACGGCAUGACUGCACUUGACAUAGCAUCUGCAGGAUCUCAAAACAACUCCCAUUGCCCAACCAUCGAAUGGAAACUGAAAUGCGCCGGAUCAAUGAAAUGCACCCGAGCAAUGCACGCUAGAGGCGAGCCUAAUACAAUUCCUGAUGAUAUCGUUAAUACAUGCAUGGUAGUGGCAUCACUCAUUGCCAUCGUCACAUUUGCAGCCGUCUUUCAAAUCCCAGGGGGAAUUGAGGAAGAUGACAAAACCAAAGCACAGUAUGGAGCUGCCAAGCUGGCAUUACAUAAACUUUUCAGAUUGUUCGUAUUCUCUGACACUGCGGCCUUCAUCACCUCCCUCUCAGUGGUGGUCAUAUGUUUAAUUAAGCGACGGUGGCAAGAAACACAUUUGGGGUCCUUAGUUCCACAUGCACUGUCCAAUAUCUCUGCGGUGAACCUGAUAAUCUCAAUCUUCUGGACUGUAGUAGCAUUUGUGACUGCCACUAUUCUCAUCACAGUACCUCGAGAUCUUGAUAAAUUGAAGCAUCAUGAAGCUUUCACCAAAUAUCAAUCGCUUUGGCAAAACGAGAUAUGGCUUGUAGUCGCCAUACCAUAUUUAGUUGUACUUAUCUUCUUAAUUGUUGGACCCCCGUUUGCUGCGGAAAAAAGAACUUUAAGGGGAAAUUUGGAAAGGCUUCUACAUUGGGUUAAAAGGACUUUGAGGAUGCCGAACCUUUGCAAGAAUGCUGUGAAAUUAUAUCGCGAUCUGGGUAUUUUUAAAAUCUUCCUUUGUCAACUUUCUAUAAUGACGGCUUUUAUUCUCAUCAUGUCUUUUGUUUGAGCGAACUGUUUUGUAACAAAUUUCUUUUUCCAUAAGGUAUAUUGUAAAUUGUAAUUCUUUUGAGAGUAUGUAUCGGUGGUCUUAGGACAGGGGCAAGUACUUCUUAUACUUUAUAAUGACGGCUGGUUGUCUUUAUUUGGAGACAUAUAAAUCUACUG